Messenger RNA from Acanthocheilonema viteae, 477 nucleotides. Lineage: Eukaryota; Metazoa; Nematoda; Chromadorea; Rhabditida; Onchocercidae. The record is from the annotation of a GenBank genome assembly.
AUGUAUGCACGCAGUCAGCGCGCAGAAACGCGUAAUCGUGCGAAAGAUGAAUUGAAACGGGUUAUUAAUUCGGUAGACAAAGUUCGAAAAUGGGAAAAGAAAUGGAUUGUGGUUAAGGAUACGCAAAUAAAGUUGUUCCGGUGGGUACCUGUGACUGCAACAACGAAUAUCACAAAAAUGCCACAGAAGUCUGUAGUACAAGAUCAAGAUGAAAGUACAACAAUUGCAUCAUCGGAAAAUACUCAAGAUUCAUCUGCAUUAGAGAAUAGUGAUGUAACACGAGUUCGCGCCUUUAGUAAUUUGAAUGAUGAUUCUAAUACUGGCUUCUCAGAAGGAGGAUUCGAUAGUGAUUCCAACCAGACGUUUGAAGCAGUUGGUUUCCAGAGUCAGAGCAAUAACAGCAGUACUCCUAAUGGCUCAACAGAUUUUAGUGAAAUGCGACAGCAGGAACAGGAAUCAUCAGAAAUCAAAACUUGA